AUGCUGCUGCUGCUGCUGCUGCUGCAGCAACCAAGGCUAGGAUACCGCAGCAGGAAGCUGCUGCUGCUGCAGUUGCUGCUGCAGCUGUUGCUGCUGCUGCUGCUUCUGCUGUUCCUCGUAUGCUUUACACACCCUUAUCAACCUCAACAGCAACAGCAGCAACAGCAGCAACAGCAGCAACAGCAGCAGCAAAAAGCUGCUGCAGCAUCUGCUGCGGGAGGCCUCCAAAGAAGCCCACAGCAGCAGCAGCAGCAGCAGCAGCCACCACCACCACAGCAGCAGCAGCAGCAACAGCAGCAGCAGCAGCAGCAGCAGCAGCACAGCAGCAGCAGCAGCAGCAGCAGCAGCAGCAGCAGCAAAAAGCUGCUGCAGCAUCUGCUGCGGGAGGCCUCCAAAGAAGCCCACAGCAGCAGCAGCAGCAGCCACCACCACCACAGCAGCAACAGCAGCAGCAGCAGCAGCAGCAGCAGUGAGACAGCGAAGACAUCCCUCGUCUCAGGUGCCCCGAGCGUGUCUGCUUCCAGCAGCAGCAACCACUCCCACCCCCACCCCGACCCCCACAGCAGCAGCAGCAGCAGCAGCAGCAGCAGCAGCAGCAGCAGCAGCAGCAGCAGCAGCAGGAGCCCGCUGGAGCUGCUGCCCCCUGGUCUCCCCCCUAUUGAAAGGGCUAUAUGGAGAAGCACUAGUUUUUGCGGGUUUACAUAUUUUAUUUUUGGUCUUCUUCUUGCUGCUGCUUAUCCUGCUGUCUCCUCAGAUAACAUCCUGCAGGAGAUGCUGGCUUCCAGUGAUACGCCUGUCUUCGCCCAGGUCGCUAUUUUUGCAUUUGAUCUCUUCACUAUCCUACCGGGAGAGAAGCAAGUGGUGUUAUUCAGUCCGAAUCUUCGUCACAACGUCCAAGGAGAGCUCCGAGACCCCGACGCCAUACGCCUCUCGCUGCUGCAGUGGCUGCAGGCUACCUUCAAGGAUGAGGCGCCAUUCAGCCGUCUCUUUGGUGGUGUGCCUUCAUACCAUUCGGAGACAUCUCUGCAUACACCGGAGCAGCAGACGCUGCUGUCAGCAGAGCUGGGUGCUGCUCACGUUGCUGCUGCAGCUGCUGCAGCAGCAGCAGCAGCAGCAGCAAGCCACAGCCUGCAGCAGCAUCUGCUGCGGCAUGAUAGCCUAGGCCCUUUGUUUGCUUCUCCUGCUGCAGCAGAACAUGCAGGGUCUCCUUCUCUGUCUCCUCUUCAGCAGCAACUGCAGCAGCAACUGCAGCAGCAGCAGCAGCAGCAGCAGCAGCAACAGCAGCAGCAGCAGCACGGCUGGCGUAUCGUUCACCCCGAGCCCUCCUCAGCGUCAUCAGCACCAUCAGCAGCAUCCGCAUCCGCCUCAGCAUCCGCAGCAGCAGAAGCAGCAGCAGCAGCAGCAGCAGCAGCAGCAGCAGCAGCAGCAGCAGAUGAAGACACAGAACAAGAAGUAGCUGACCUAUCUACAGACCUCGACGAUGUUGCUGCUUCUCUGAAGCAGCAGCUGCAGCAGCAACUGCAGCAGCAGCAGCAGCAGCAGCAGCAGCAGCAGCAGCAGCAACAGCAGCAGCAUGGCUGGCGUAUCGUUCACCCCGAGCCCUCCUCAGCGUCAUCAGCACCAUCAGCAGCAUCCGCAUCCGCAUCCGCAUCCGCAGCAGCAGAAGCAGCAGCAGCAGCAGCAGCAGCAGCAGCAGCAGCAGCAGCAGAUGAAGACACAGAACAAGAAGUAGCUGACCUAUCUACAGACCUCGACGAUGUUGCUGCUUCUCUGAAGCCCCCCCAGCAGCAGCAGCAGCAGCAGCAGCAGCAGCAGCAGCAGCAGCAGCAGCAGCAGCAGGAGCUGCAGCAGCCACGGGGACACCUCUUGCACCCUAGACAGACACAUGCAAGUCUUUAUACGCCUGAGGAUGCAUCCCACGAUGCAGCAGCAGCAGCGGCUGCUGCUCCUGCUGCUGCUGCUGCUGCUGCCCCUCCUGCUGCUGCUGCUGCUGCUGCUGCUGCUGCAGCAACAGCAGCAGAAGCAGCUGAGGAGAGACAGAAGGGCCAAGAGGAAGAGCAGCAAGAAGCAGCAACUGGAGACAUCAAUACCAGCAGCACAGGUGAGGCCACCAAAGGGGUCCUAGAACGAACAAGCCACAGCAGCAGCAGCAGCAGCAGCAGCAGCAGCAGCAGCGGCAGCAGCAGCAGCGGCAGCAGCAAAAGGAGCAGCAGAGGGGGGGGGUUCGGUGACGGGUUAGUGCAUGCACAUACAUUUCCACAUAUACUGGGCAAGCCGAGCAGCAGCAGCAGCAGCAGCCAGCAGCAGCAGCAGCAGCAGCAGCGGCAGCAGCAGCAGCGGCAGCAGCAAGAGGAGCAGCAGAGGGAGGGGGUUCGGUGA
Eimeria mitis is the source of this 2379-nucleotide messenger RNA. RefSeq lists its product as uncharacterized. The transcript is spliced from 14 exons. The coding region runs from base 1 to 2379 and encodes 792 amino acids. Lineage: Eukaryota; Apicomplexa; Conoidasida; Eucoccidiorida; Eimeriidae. The record is from RefSeq and is a predicted model, not a curated record.